Messenger RNA from Chaetomium strumarium, 915 nucleotides. RefSeq lists its product as uncharacterized. NCBI's taxonomy places the organism in Eukaryota, Fungi, Ascomycota, Sordariomycetes, Sordariales, Chaetomiaceae. The transcript is spliced from 3 exons. Bases 1 to 915 code for a protein of 304 amino acids. The record is from RefSeq and is a predicted model, not a curated record.
AUGUCCGCCAGCGGAGUCGCCGUCUCACUCAACACCAACGCUCCACAGGAGCAGCAGCUUCAGCUGUUCUACAACACCAAGAAGCACAAUCUCGGCGUGCAGCUGCGCAACGAACGCAAUGCGGACGACGAAAAGGCCACGUAUGCGGCCGGCGACGAUGCCCAGGCCGGCAUCAUCCUCAACCCGGGCCAGGUUGCCGCCACCAGCGUGACCGGCCUCGACAUUGUCGUGGGCUUCACCAAGAAGGCAGCUCCGGCGACCACGGGGGACGGUUGUCACUGUGACCCCCCGAACCAGAACGAUGUGUCCAUCAUCAGCCCCGUCUACCAGCCUCUCGCCGCGACGCAGCCCAACAACCUCACCAUUGCCGCGACCUCGUCGGGCAGCACCGCCUGGAUCUUCUUCCUGACUGGCGAGGACAAAUUCAACACUACCAUUAACGAGGUCUUCCUCGGCGACGACGCCCCUGGCAACUACAGCGAAACGACCAGGAUCCUCCCUGGCUCGUCCUUGGCCGCAUACUACGCCGGGGCCGAAGACAAACGCUACGUCAUCUACCAGUCCGACGGCACCAAGAGGCUGUGGGAGUACUCUCCCAACCCUGCUCAUGUCUCUAACGAAGAGCUCGACAACUCGGGCGAUGCCAAGCCCAACACGUCGCUGGCCGUCAGCUACAGUGACGCCGAUCGCAAGGCGUACCUGUACUAUGUCGACAACAGCGACCAGCUCCGUGUCAUAGUCAAGAGCAACGGCAGCUGGGGACCGUCGUCUGCUGUGGCCCACGCCGCUAGCCCGGUCGAGCCUGGCAGUCAGAUCACCGUUGUUGCCGCUCCCAACGGCAACCACAUCUUCUACGUCGGCAAGGGCCAGGCCACCAAGUUCCAGUUUCACCAUGCCAUCGACCCGCGUCGCUAA